GAGUUUGUGUGUGGUUCUUCUUUAACGGGAGUUACUUUCAUAAUGUCUGGCAGUAGGAAGCCCAGGUCGGUGGCAAACCCUUUGGAUUCGGCUAUCACUACACCAAGCGAACGAAUAUUGAGAGAAUGCCACAAUCUGUAUAUCGACAGCGACAACGGCCUGGUGAAGAUAGCCAGCAGCCUGGGCCUCCGGCUCCUUCCUCCUCGGAAGAAAAUCAUUGUGAUGAUAAUGGGGAACCACUCUGCAGGGAAGAGCUCCUUCAUUAACUGGUACGUGGAAGAGCACAUUCAGAAAACGGGAGUGGCCAUCGAGACGCAAGGCUUCACCUUCGUGACCAGCGGGAGAAAAAGGGAGUCGUUGACGGGCAAUGCGACGCUGCACCUGUACCCCCAUUUCCGUCCCCUUUUGGAGUUUAAAGGUGUCACCGACUACGUCUCCGCUGAGAUCUCCACCUCCAAGCAGAAGAAGUUCAGCCUGGUGACGUUCGUGGACACGCCGGGCCUGGUCGACGGUGACAUGGUCUACCCCUUUGAUGUGAACAGCGCCAUCAUCUGGUUCGGUGAGCAGGCGGACCUGAUCUUCGUCUUCUUCGACCCCAUGGGCCAGGCCCUGUGCAAGCGCACGCUCAACAUCGUGGAGAAGCUGAGCGAGAAGUGCGGGGACAAGCUCUUCUUCUACCUCAGCAAGGCGGACGAGGCCGGCCGGGAGACGGACAGGCAGAGAGUGAUGAUGCAGAUUGUUCAAGAGCUGUGUCGGAGGCCAGGCCUGAACAAAUGUGGUUUUGAGAUGCCCACCAUAUACAUCCCUAACCCACAAAAGCCCAGCCGGUGCGAGAACCAGAUCGAGGGAGUCUGUCAGACCAUCGAGAAGACCAUCAACCAGGCCGUCCAGAAAACCCUGGACCAGCUGGAGAAGGACUGCGACCUCAUCUGCUCCACCGUCAGCAGCAAACUGGCCCAGGACAGGGUGGACGUGAGCUACAAUAGGACGGCCCGCAUGCGCUCCUUCCUCUUCGGCACGCUGGGCGUCCUGCUGCCCACCCUCAUCAUCCUCAGCUUCGUGGUGAACGCCCUCGCUCAGGAGGAGCUGGAGGGGCUGGUGGGGGAGGGGCUGGCCCGGGCCUUCUCUCUGUCUGCGGCGGCGGUGGUGAUCGUCUGGGAGUGGAUACCGGAAGACAGCCAAAUUUUGUUCGUGAUCUUUUUCGGAGCCUUCUGCUACCUCUUGGUAUUUCUCGCCAAAUAUUUCGCAAGCCGGGGCAACAGAACCCUCACCAAGAAGGAGAAGAGGAGCCUGGCGAAGUUCAACGACUACAUCCAGGACGUGGUCAGACCCAGAAAGGGGGAACUGUACGAAGAAUACCUCCAACAGUGCGCGGCUGAGUACGACUUCUGAGAGCUGACCGGCCAAUCACACGGAGGAGUCUCUCGCGGCCGAACUGACCAGUGCCUGCUUCUGUUUAUGGGUUAGGAAACUUUACCUGUUCGCUGGUAUGUGCUGGUACACUGUAUGGCCAAAUACAGAUGCUUUUGGUCACACAGUGUAUGUGGUCAUACGGUCAGAGGGCAUUCUUUGGAAAGCUUCUGCUCUACUGGACUCUACUGGAUUGAUUGUAAAGACAACCGUCAUAUUGUGACUUAACUCCUGAUGGUAUGUCUCGAUUCUCCUUUUUACUUUUGUUUUCUUACAAAGAUCACAGUUUACCUGGGAUUGUUUCACAGCGGUGGGGGUGGGGGGGGGGGGGACACCUAAGUGCCUUAUAUACGUCAGUGAAAUAUGGAGAUGAAAGUCUUUGUGGUGGGUUAUCAAUGAUGAUAAAUCAGCAGCUAACUUUUUUCUGUUUUUUUUUUUUUUUUUUUUAAAUCAUGAAACACAGUAAGGAGCUGUUAAUAUAUCUUAAAACCACUUUACAAUUUACAGUACAUUUCAUUUUGUGGAUGCUUUCAUCAAAGCAACAUACAAAAGUCCAUUUCACAUGGCAAGCAAAUUUCACUUGGUAAGCCACCGGCGACUGGCAAAAAGUAAAGUCAUUUCACUGCCAUCAUCACACUGUUUGACUCAAGAUGAGGAGAGAUGAGGGUUAUAUUUUAUCUAUAUUUUAAUUAAAACAUUGAGAUGUAGCGUAAACUGGUGGCUUUUUAGAUGCUCCUCAAAUAUUUCUUCCAGCGACUCCAUGAUCUCCUGCCAUCGCCGCCCAUUGUUCCAGUAAUGUGUGCUCGCCAUCCAGGUGCAUCCGUAACCCUUUGACUGUGUUUUGCGUUUGUGAAGUCCUUUCGUGAUUUGUAUUUAAGCCGGGUGCUAUUUUAGCGGCGAAGGGGUCUGCAGCACAGAAGUUCGGGGUUCGGGGUUCAGGGGCGGGGUACACGUCGCGCGCGGUAUUCGUUCAGGGCCAGGACGCCAUUUCCUCAGCAGAAAGAACAUUCCGGGCCCAGCCAUUGGGCCCAGGGGAGUUAUUUCUGCCCCGCAGGCUCCAGAAUCAGUGGGGCUGCAAUGCGUGAUGUAUGCUCAGGACAUUUUCAAUAUUUCCCUUUUACCAUCAAUAUUGCAGUAUUGAUUUUAUUUAAUUUUAUUUUUCUGGUCUGAAUGAGUCAGCACUUCACGACUGCCUGGAUAGAUAUAAUAUUACAUAAGCAGUUGUGCUAAUAUGACCUUAUGUUGUCUAGCAAGCAAUCACAUACCUAGGUAGCUAAUGGCAUUUAGUCUUAAAAAGGUUGUUUGUGCUUCAGUGUUUUACUUCUAGAAAUCCAUCUACCUGUUUCUGACAUGAGUAUAUUUAGUAACGGUCUGUUUUGUGGCAGGCUAGUGUUAGCCAGUGUGGCAGAAUGAAAGAGAAUAGCGCUCUAGAAUGGUGCUUGCUGUGUCAGGUGCCCUGACCACAAAUGGAAGUAGACACACUGCCAUAGGCUUAAGGGAGAUUUUAUUAAUAGGACAGAGUAAUGUUGCAGAGUAAGUUAGUGUCGUAUAUUAAAAUGACCUCGUAUGUUUGAGAGGCACUUUAAUUUCAUUUAAUCGCAGUUAUUGUAAAUUUAGUAGCGUGUGCAGUGGUUAACAUAUUGCCUAUGUUGAGUCUGGCCGUGAGAAUCACAUCAUCACAUGACCCGUCGGCGCAUUGUGAUUGGAUAGCAGCUGCCAGGCCCUCGAUGCAUGCUUUGUGGGUUGCAGACCUACACACUGGUGAAAUGGGCACUACAUAGCACUUGAUAUAUAUCCUGUUUAAAAUGAUUGUAACUGACACGGGUCCCGUCGGUACUCCUCAUGUACGUCCAAAAAUGUUGUGGCGUCCAGUUCUCUGGCUGUUCUCUUGAACGAUAGUCUAGCCGUCAGCUCCAGUCUCGUAGGUUUUGAGUACGGGAGGGAGCUACAGUGACAUUUUGUAGAAUGAAGAUGGGUCUCGCAUUGCUGAAAAGCAUCAUCCUCGUACUGCAGCAAGAUGGAAAUAGGCCCCACACAGUGAGUGCCCUCUCAAUAGUCAGUGUUUUUUUCAUCCUGAUAAAAAUGUGUAGUGUACGUAUAUAUUGUGUUUGAUGUGUUGACUUAUAUGCUGUGAAAAAUGGAAAUGAGGUUUAUAUUUCUAAUGUACUGUGACGUCGUGCACUCCUACAUUAUGGACUGUGUAUCCUGCAUAGUGUUUAGGGUUCUCUUUGAUACACCAUGAAGCUGGUUGUAAAACGUGGAUGGUGCCUUCAGUUAAGUAAUUUUUGGGGUUGAUAUGCCAUAGCAAAACAGCCUCCAGAAGCUUGUUUUGUUCUCCUUUAUGAAGAAAACUCCUGCCAAGGAAGACUUUUAAUACAGUUAAUGGCUGUAAUACUCUUAGCUUAACUAAUUGCUACUCUGGAUGCAGACUCAGUGAAAAUAAUCUGUGUAGCUGUGCAUGUAGUGGUAUUUUACACCAAUCUCUGUGUUUUUAACCAUCUCUGACUGCAAGAUUAUGCAGGUAUUUUUGCAGAUAUGAUGCCUGUUCUGACUCUGUCAAACUGUUUUUAAGCUUUUCAUUUUUGAAAAAGAAAUUGUGCAAAUCUAUUUUUCUCAUCAGAAGUAUAAUUCCUUUUUUUAUUAAAAAAAAAAAAGAAGCACUUUAUACUUUGUUCUAUGUAACCUCUUCUUAAGCUGUAAAGUCUUCCUACAGAACCUGGCUGAACAGAGCCCUUCAAGUGUUUGUACUCCUUGUCAAAGCAAUGUCAUUUGGUGUUCCUCGUGAACUUUCAGGCUCUUAAUAAAAAUUUUAUGAUAACUC
Molecule: messenger RNA, 4231 nt
Organism: Anguilla rostrata (American eel)
Lineage: Eukaryota; Metazoa; Chordata; Actinopteri; Anguilliformes; Anguillidae
Exons: 12
Coding region: 43-1392 (449 amino acids)
Biological process (GO): mitochondrial fusion; mitochondrion localization
Cellular component (GO): mitochondrial outer membrane
Molecular function (GO): GTPase activity
Source: RefSeq, a predicted model, not a curated record